Cylindrotheca closterium is the source of this 546-nucleotide messenger RNA. Lineage: Eukaryota; Bacillariophyta; Bacillariophyceae; Bacillariales; Bacillariaceae. The record is from the annotation of a GenBank genome assembly.
AUGACAAUCGUAUCCAAGAGUAAGAGCGUUACCUUCCAACCUACCGUGAAAGGGAUUCAAAUCAUGAAUAUUGAUGAUUACACGACGCGCGAGAUCUCGGCUUCGUGGUACAGCCAAGAAGACAUGGAUCGCAUGACCAAUCGGUGCGUCAAGGUAAUAAAGAGAAUGGAAAGCGGAGCUGUUCCCAACAAAGGCAACAAAAAUUACUGUAUGAGAGGUCUUGAGGGCCACACCAAAACCGGUUCCAUCACCAAAACCAAGAACCGAGCCUCCGCACGCGCAGCAGUACUUAUGGAACAGUCCAAGCAAUUGAUGAGAAAUGAAGUCAACGAGCAAGCCAUUGCAGAUGCUUACAUCAGGGCAUCUACCAGCUCUCAAGAGUGGGCCCAAGUCGUUGGCAAACGUGACGAAGAGGGUGCCAAUGCCAUCCAUUAUCACAAGCACAAGAAUCAUGCGAGUAGUACCACUGCUCCCGCAAAGAUGGAGCAAAGGAUGGGCCUGAAGGUAGCGGUAGUAGUAGCAACAACUUCAAGGAUCAUCUACUAG